UUCUCCCAGGCGUUUAUCCAGUUCAAACCUCUUCAAAAUGAAGCAUAUCAUAACGUCCCUAGUUUACACUCUUGCCUUUUUGAGCUUUGACAUCGUUUCAACGGAAGGGCAAAAUGCCACUCGAGUUGGCAAACUCAUACCGAUUUUUCAGGUCGUGACUUUUCCGAACCUUCCUUGCGUUGGCUCUUCAUCACGAAAUGGAACUUGCUACACAUCCGAAGAGUGUACGACAAGAGGUAAGAAAUUCAAUUAUCUGAGGAGACAAAAUGGAACAAAUUGUAAUUAUUGUUUUCUCCCAUUAGGUGGAAUUUCUGCCGGCAGCUGUGCCCAAGGAUUUGGCGUUUGCUGCACUUUCAGCAUUGCUUGUGGGGCCACAACUAGCCAAAAUUGCACGUACCUUAUCCAAGCUGCCACAACCAACCCAACAUCUGAUCCUUGCGUUUUCACGAUUUGCAAGGACUCAGCAGACAUUUGUAGAAUCAGAUUGGAUUUUACGACAUUUUCAAUCGCUGGACCCGUCACUGGUUCAGUUAUAGAUUCUAAUGCGCUUGAGGAUAACGGUGGUACUGUUGGAGAUUGUCUUAUGGAUUCAUUUACCCUCACUUCUCCUGGAAAUCAAGCAUCGCCCGUAAUUUGUGGAUUUAACACAGGCCAGCACAUGAUUGUGGAUGCCUCCGACCAAUGCCAUAAAGCAUCUUUCGAUUUUAGUGGAACUGCAACAACUCGACAAUUUGAGAUCAAAGUUACCCAAUACCAAUGUGGAGAUGAGUUAGGAGGACCUGAUGGCUGUUUGCAGUUCUUCACUGGCAACACUGGGCAAUUUGCAAGCUUCAACUUUCCUACCACGUCGUCAACAGUCACAUCUACAGUGACUCAUCUGUCCAACCAAUGUUACAACAUGUGCUUCAGGCAAGAAGUGGGCAAAUGUGCCAUCUGCUUUAACGUCGUCAUUGAAGGAACAGGGGCAACUGAUCAAGGCUCGUUUGGCCUUUCCAUUGCAUUUACUGCAGCGAUGGCGGAUGGAGUCCAAGAUUCGAAAUGUUCAGAGGAUUAUCUUCAGAUCCCAGGUGGUGAAAGAAGUGCAACUGGUGCUCUUUUUGCUGUUGGUUCCAUUGCCCUUAUAGGCCAUGAUCGAAUUUGCGGCCGAUCUUUUGGUCACACAGACACUGAAGCAGAAGGAGCGGCGAAUAACGAAGAAUCAAUUUGCAGUAAGUAGUCCAUGAAGUAGUCUUUC
This is a messenger RNA of Tigriopus californicus, 1234 nucleotides long. RefSeq lists its product as uncharacterized. Bases 38 to 1216 code for a protein of 392 amino acids. The record is from RefSeq and is a predicted model, not a curated record. NCBI's taxonomy places the organism in Eukaryota, Metazoa, Arthropoda, Copepoda, Harpacticoida, Harpacticidae. The transcript has 13 exons.